CCCAAUGGGCACAGCGAGCACUCCUAUUUACAAUAAAUCGUCUCGUAACGUGGAAUUGAAGGGGUCCCCUGCUCCGACAGUGCAUGACCACAACCUCGGUUUGAAGCGGGCGGAGGGGGGAGCACGUGGUAACAUUAGUCCCUUAUAAAUCUCCUACAAGCAGCCACUGCUGUCCGCUUGGCACGCGUAAAAGACGAGCCGUUGCCCAACUAGAUGGGGUGAGGGACGACGCGCAAAAGCGCUCUGCAUCACAUCGAGGGGAAGCUCCGAACUGUUUUUUACCAAGUGGCUUAUAAAGGAAAACGUUUUCAUCGUGAAAUUUCAACUCUAUGUGGAUCUCUGAUUUCGCCAGAACGUGUUAAGCCACCACAGAAAACGUUCGCACCUUGCGUCCCUGCUCAACGCCAGGACUGCGUUUGGGGCUUUGCUUUUCUAAAACACGUUUGUGAUCUGUUUUUGAUCAUAAAAAAGCAAUGAAUCGCUUACCAAGACUCUGAAGUUUAACAGACAGAAGUCUCAGAGCUCGGGUUGGUGUCGGUUGAAGUGCGGUUGGAGAGCUGCGAGCUGAGCGCUCUGAUGUGGUGGAGGUGUGCUAAGUCCCGCAGGCUACACGGCUGUGCGUCUCGCUGACGAUAACCCCUCAGCUGUUUUUCAUUCUCCUGUUUUCAACCAGAUAUUUCAGACCCGUUUGAUGGCCGCACGUCCAGCUCUGCCAACACUCAGCUGCAUCUUUACGCACUCUCGGUGUGCGUUCACUGCCAGCCGGGAAUAGGUCGGUGCGAUCUCUUCUGACCGUUUCUUUUUGUGUCUACUCAGUUGAAUGGAUUUUCAGAUACACUUGACUGAAACUGGGGAAUCAGAACAAUACGAUUUUCAAGUAUCAUUUCGGGGCCAGUUGGCUCGUGUGCGUAAAUGCUCUCUACUUUUGAACCGUUUUGAUUUUUGCUCAAGAAAUGAGUCUUCCUGGUGACAUUUAAAUCGCCCCGGUGAAUAUUUUCCUCAAUCUGUUUUUUUCAAAUCGAGAUUUGAAGACGUUGGCGGAGAAGAUGAACCUGUGUAUCGUCAGUCUUCUCCUCACUUUGGAUUUAGCCACCGUGGCGCUCAGUUUGUCCACAUGCAGCACGCUUGACAUGGAUCAGUUCAAGAAGAAGCGCAUCGAGGCCAUCCGAGGGCAGAUCCUGAGCAAGCUGAAGCUCACGAGCCCCCCGGAGGACUUCCCCGAGCCCGAGGAGGUGUCCCGAGACAUUGUCGCCAUUUACAACAGCACCCGGGACCUGCUGCAGGAGAAGGCGAACGAACGGGCGGCUACGUGCGAGCGACAGCGGAGCGAGGAGGAGUAUUACGCCAAGGAGGUGCACAAGAUCGACAUGCAGCCUUUCUACCCGUCAGAGAAUGUCAUCUCUCCUACACACUUCAACCCUUACUUCAGGCGGCUGACAUUUGAUGUGUCCUCCAUGGAAAAGAACGCCUCCAACUUGGUGAAGGCUGAGCUCAGGAUCUUCCGUCUUCAAAACCCUGGGGCUCGAGUGUCUGAGCAGCGCAUUGAGCUAUACCAGAUUUUAGCACACAAAGACCUGACAUCCCCAACACAGCGAUAUAUUGACAGCAAGGUGGUACGAACACAGACGGAGGGGGAGUGGCUGUCCUUUGAUGUGACAGAGGCGGUGAGUGAAUGGCUGAACCACAGAGACAGAAACAGUGGAUUCAAGAUCAGCCUGCACUGCCCAUGCUGCACGUUUGUACCAUCAAAUAACUACAUUAUUCCCAACAAGAGUGAGGAGCUGGAGGCACGGUUUGCAGGUAUUGAUGACAGCUUCAUCCGUGGUGGUGACCUGAAGGUAUUUAAGAAGCGGCGGCACAGUGCUCGGGCUCCACACCUUCUCCUUAUGCUGCUGCCUUCAUACCGGCUGGAGUCCCAGUCCCAGCAUAAGAACCAUCGAUCCAAGAGAGCCCUGGACGCUGCCUACUGCUCCAGAAAUGUUCAGGACAACUGCUGCUUACGGUCACUUUACAUCGAUUUUAAGAAGGACCUGGGCUGGAGGUGGAUCCAUGAGCCCAAGGGCUAUGAGGCCAACUUCUGCGCUGGGGCCUGUCCAUAUCUGUGGAGUGCAGACACCCAGCAUUCCAAGGUGUUAGGCCUGUAUAACACCAUCAACCCUGAAGCAUCAGCAUCGCCCUGCUGUGUCUCCCAGGACCUGGAGCCCCUCACCAUCCUCUACUACAUUGGCAAGACCCCCAAAAUAGAGCAGCUCUCCAAUAUGAAGGUCAAGUCCUGCAAGUGCAGCUAGAAGCUCUUACAAGCCAGCACAAACACUCUCUCUCCUUCCUUCACACAAACACGCACACACAUGCAGUGGACUUGGGCAUACAUGCAGUCAAACCGCAGCCAUCUCUUAUGCCAGGAUCAGACUACACGACAUUUUUGUCUUUCACAAUGGUCACUAUGUUAGAUUAGACAAUUAUAGUACAAUAAAUUCUUGCCAUGUCUUAGUAAGGAGACUGGCAACACUACAACUAUGACCCCAACCAAUCAUUGUUCACAACCUUGUGCGAGUUCAUAGCUUGUCAGGGAUGAGGGUCAAGAAAUUGUCAAUCACGGCUACAGAAGCACUAUGUGUGAUGCUGGCUGUCGUGUUCCGAAAAGGAAAAGAAAAGAAAGGAAAAACGAUCGUGGACUUGUUCCUGGGUGUCACAAAGAGAACAGUAUAGGCUGUAUAUCCUUCAAAAACAACUUGAGACAACGAAUGUGUUAACAUGUCAAGAACAUAACAUAAAGCCACCAGUUUCGCUGUAUGUAAACAGGUCUUGUGGAGGGAAAAUGAUUGGGUUUUUGGGAAUUGUAUACUCUGGUAGAUACAAAGAUAUGUUUUAAUAUCAGGUGGUUUGACAAUCACUACAACUGAAGUGCUCUCUGGUGCACAUAUGUAAACACCAACAUAGAAAGUCAAAGCUGUCCAGCAGCUGUCUAGCUGAGCUGAGCCGCAUUUAGUGUCUCAGACAGGGGGGAGAGCAAUGGCUCAUCUCUGCCUCCUCCACAGGCUGAUUCAGGCAGGAGAACCUGCCGUCAGUCAUCAGUGCUGUUUUCUUAUUUCAGUAAUAACUGUAAAACUACAUAGUGAUAUGUAUAUAUGAAAUCAAAACAGACACUGACAGCAACUGGACAGCUUUGACUUUAUGUGUUGGUGUUUACUUAUGUGCAGCAGAGAGCACUCUGUCAUCCUAUUGGUCAAUGUUAAGGAACACAUCGUAGGAGAUGUCAAACUAGAUGAAAAUACAAAAAAUUCUGACAUGCUAGACUUUUCAUUGGGGUGUCGUGGGGCGUCCUGGAUGCCACAUCGCUGUUUGUUGAUUAUGUCACACUACAAGGCCAUGUUCGUCGUUCCCGAUGUUCAUAAUCAGGCCCAAUGCUGGAAAUUUGCUGGCAGUGACAAAAUUGUGUCAAAAUCAGGCUGAAUUCAUGUAGUCUGAUCCAGGCAUUAUAAGCGCUAUUAUACUCACAGCAAUAUUCCUACACACACACACACAGUCAGGUGUGGUGUGUUGGAGAAUAGAGGUACAGAACAAAUCAACUUCAGUGCUAGUUCAGCUAAGACAGCAAUGCUCAUUCACAACAUACAGGACCAGUGCUGUCAUGAUACCAGAAACAUAACUUUGAUACCACUGCUAAGUACUUGUAGUACAGGUACACUGCUGUCUUUAAGUGAAAUAGUUCAAGUUUUGGCUCCUGGCAUCAGUUUGCCAACCAGUUUAAAUAGACUGAUAUCCAGUUUAUGAUGCGGUGGACACCAAAAAGCUACUACCACUUGUGCUUUAAGAUAUAGUAACUCUAGUAUCCACUAGGCUCUGGUUCCAAAAAAUCUGACUGUUUUGAAAUUUGUUCAGAAAGUAGAGCUAGACUGAUACAUUUGCUGGGCCAAUAUAUUGGCUGAUGUUAGCAAUUAACAAGAAAUCUCAAUUUAGAAAUGCCAGGUCAUUUAGAAACACGUGGAAAAACACUACAGAGUUUGUCCAUCAGAGAUUUUUUUAAUUCUCAAAUAUCGGUAACAGCUUCAAAAAUCUAGUAUUGGUUGAUUUCUUUUAAAAGGUCUUGACUUCUCUGUCAAAAUAGAAAGGCAAUGGAUGUUCACAAGGACUAAGUGUCUCAUUAACUGAUUUCACUUCAGUUUGAGUAUCAUUACUCUGUUAUGGAGCUACUAUGGCUUUAAGAGACAUAUGCUUUGGGGCAGGUUUGCUUGAUUGACAGAUGUCUUAGCCUAUUAUAGUCAGCGAUGUUAUUGCAGUUUACUUGUCCCCAGAGUUCCUCCUCUUUGCACAUAUGUAGAUGUUUUGACUAGUAAUUUUAGGACCUGGUAUCAAACUUACUACUAUAUUAUUACUAUACUACUACUAUUAUCUUCUGAACUAUCUUACAAAUACAAAUACAAGUUUCAGGGGACAUCAUAGAUGCUACAGCCAUGUCAUGUGUGGUUGAUGCUUAUUUUUUCAGUUACUGGCCAGUAUUCCAGUGCACACAUUUAUACUGCAAAGAGGUGACUUUGACAUUAAUUUUUACACUUGAUGAAAAUAUCAAAUGUUUGUAAGAUAAUCUUUAGCAAUGGUAUCAAAGUCAUGCCAAUUUGGAUCAUGAUCACACACAUGUAAAGUGACACAGAUAUGGCUUAUGUCCUUUCUUUGCGUUUUGAAGGCCCUGUCAACAUGCAUCACCUCACACACUUGUCACACGAGACACGAGAGUAAGGCAAACACUGGAAGUUUAAGUGAUAAGUGUCUAUAUGUGAAAUUAAUAACACAGCCCCACCCUCGACACUCACCCACCCCUUCGCUCCCCUCUCCCUCACCUCACCCCCUCCACAGUUUUCACAGUCACGCCACACCAUGUCCUCAUUUCUAUGUUUGUCUUUGUUUCGUAUCCUUCGUUAUUUUCUAAAUUUAUUCAUUGUUUUGCUAUUUAAGAUGUUCAUGGUUUAGCAUCCAACAAAUUUUGAACCUGGUAGAGAAGUGGACAGAAUCAACCUCGCACUGAUGAAAUAUAAUAUCUACUCCCUUUUGUAAUUUUGUGUCGAAAAAGUUGAACUAUUCAUUUUUAUAGAUGCAUGAAAAACCCACCAGAAGAGGAAAAAAUAACAUGUCACAUGGAAGGUCCCUUGAUGGAUAAUUUAGUGUUUUUAUAAUUUGGGUCUUAUUUUCAUAGUUUUGGCCAUCAUAUCUGUCCGUUUUGAUAGAUCUUCCAAGAACUUCCAAGUCCUGUUCCAGAAGUAUAAAGAAAUUAAUCCCAUUCACAUUAAUAAUAACACAAAAUACUAAAAAUCCAGUCCAAUCUGACUUUACCCAACAGUAAAUGGUGUGGUUCACUCCACUGCCAAGAUAAGAAUAGAAUGUAUAUAUAUGAUUUAUAUAACAUAUCUGCAAGCAGCCUUUAAUAAACACAUUUCCUACAAGCUCAAGACCUUUGCAGGCUGAACAUGACCAGCUCGACAGAAGAAGCCAUCGAGCAGCUGUAACAGCAGCAGGGCAGGGAGAGCCGAACAGUAUAGAUGUGUUUACACAGCAGAGAUUACAGCUAAAAAAUUGGAAAUAUUACUUACAGGAAGAGGGUGUUGUUGGAUGUCAUGUAUAUGGAAGAAACUGGAAUUUAUGAUGUUAUAUGAAGUUAAAAUUGGGAUCUCUGGUUUUUGGAAUGCUAAUAAAUUAAUUGUUGUUAUAUAGGGUUAGAAUUCUGCAGUUCCUGCUCACAUAUGUAGAAUAUGGACAGUAAAUCCUGGGAAUACAUUUCACCUUUUCAGACAUUGAUGAAAAGUACCCUCAACAAGAGGCUGCAUUGAAGUACAGAAAGUGAUGGAACAGAGGUGAUAUAAUCCAUAUUCCAUAAGAUAACACAGUAUCUACUUCAACACUUCAACACUACAGGAAUUUGAACCCUUCAAGGUUUUAACAACGUUAGAGAGCUCCCAUUAAAUUUUACUAGUGUUCCAGAACACUGUUUCUCCCUUAUUCACUAUAUCCACUGAUGUCCUCUUCUAAAGUCAUUUUUCCAACUCUUGUGCUAUAAUUCCCACUGUUUAAAAACGACACAGGUUGCUCUUCUUUGUCCUUCUUUGUCUUGGGCUUGUGGGUAAAAGGUGUUAAAAACCGAAACAUUAAGCAUAAAAUUAUAUAGAUGUUGUUUUGUGAAUGAGAUUUCAAAAUUACACAGUUACAGUUGAGUUGGGACUACGGGUUCAAAUUAGCUGUUGAGCUAACCCCGGCACAUUUAUAUUGAUGCUGUUAAAAUGGCAAUGCUGAUUAGCGUGAAUUUCAAGGAACUGACCAUUUCUAACAAAUGGUUAUACAGUCCAAUUCAGCAGAAAAGACUCUCUGAGGGAGUAGAGAUUCCCCUAAGGUAAACUCAUGCAUGAACAUGAAAUCUCAGUAAAGUUUACAAUACCUACAACUUGGGUACAAGUUGGGGAGGUGGAGGGAGCUGCAGCAGCAAAUGGUGCUGGCAUGAGUAAAUCAGCAGAGUAAUUAUAAAUAUUAAGUGUGAGCUUCUGGUAGUCACACUGUAAACCUAUAAAAAUAUGAUGGGGCACAAGUAUGAAUUGCCAAAACUACAAAAAGACCCAAGUUGUAAUAAAUUUAAACGAUCCUUUUAUGGUAUCAGCUUACAUAAAUAGUCAUUGAACAAAGAUGGUUUUCAUGUCCCAUUCACUGUAUAUGGGUUAUGUUUAGCUUCACUCAGUUGAACCUCCAGCAGUGAUUAAUGGUUAACAAUUAGAGGCUUUCCACACACAGAGAAAACUCAAAGAAGUGAUGAAAUUUCAUAAACUUAAGAAAUACAGCAGUGUCAUGUCAUGCACUCAGCACAGCCACACAUUCAGUCCACACUAGCUAUGAAAGGUCUGGGUUCAGAGAGAGGAGAUGUUGUCUUUUGGUAAGUGAUGAUGAGGCUAUGUAUGGAGAAAUGCUGAGGGCGAUUAGUGUGAUGAAAGAUUAUAGAAGGUGUAAUGAAGAGUAGAUAUGACCUCCAAAAAUACUCUUACAGCCAAAAAAUAUUCUAAAACUUCUCCAAUAGUGGUCAAGUCUUUCACUCUGUUGUAGCCUGUAGUAGUGUCAUCAGUGUGUUGUCUUCCUGCCAACAUAAAGCUUUUAUUUCACCCACCAAUGUGUAAAAUCUGUCAGUAAUGAUCUUUUUGUUUCUUUAAUAAAAACAAAUUGCACUGAUGCUGUUUUAUUUUACUAUUUUAAAAUACAUAGUUUUGUUUUCUUUUUUUCCCUUUUAGUUAGUUGAAACUCCCCCACCCUUUAUAAAAUGAGGAGUGUUGAUGUAGGUGACCUAACCCCUGACCCCGGCCCCAUUUGGGCGUUUAGUGCCAGUGGACUUACUGAAUAGCAGGAAAAAAAAGAGAGCUAGGCACCAACUUUGUCACGAUAGAGCUGUUAUUUUUUAUGUGUAUUUGUUGUUGUUUUGAUGAUGAUGAUGAUGAUGAUGAUGAUGAUGAUGAUGAUGUUAUUGUUACCCACUAUGCUGUAUUGUAACACAGUAUUGUUGUGGUGCUCUAGUGGUAAAUAAAUUAUUUAAGUUUC
Molecule: messenger RNA, 7563 nt
Organism: Thunnus maccoyii (southern bluefin tuna)
Lineage: Eukaryota; Metazoa; Chordata; Actinopteri; Scombriformes; Scombridae
Gene: tgfb2
Product: transforming growth factor, beta 2
Exons: 7
Coding region: 1047-2288 (413 amino acids)
Biological process (GO): BMP signaling pathway; transforming growth factor beta receptor signaling pathway; SMAD protein signal transduction
Cellular component (GO): extracellular region
Molecular function (GO): cytokine activity; growth factor activity; type II transforming growth factor beta receptor binding
Source: RefSeq, a predicted model, not a curated record